Molecule: messenger RNA, 533 nt
Organism: Erinaceus europaeus (western European hedgehog)
Lineage: Eukaryota; Metazoa; Chordata; Mammalia; Eulipotyphla; Erinaceidae
Gene: DAP
Product: death associated protein
Exons: 4
Coding region: 94-396 (100 amino acids)
Biological process (GO): cellular response to amino acid starvation; apoptotic signaling pathway; negative regulation of autophagy
Molecular function (GO): death domain binding
Source: RefSeq, a predicted model, not a curated record
CGCCCCCUCCCGCGGCCACGCCCCCUGUCUGCCCCCGGAGCGCCCAGGGCAGGUCCCCGCCGCUCGCCGGACACCCGCACCGCCGGCCGCACCAUGUCGUCGCCUCCCGAGGGGAAGCUGGAGACCAAAGCCGGACACCCGCCCGCCGUGAAAGCCGGGGGGAUGCGCAUCGUACAGAAGCACCCCCAUUCUGGAGACGCCAAGGAGGAGAAGGACGACCAGGAAUGGGAGAGCCCCAGCCCUCCCAAGCCCACCGUGUUCAUCUCCGGAGUCAUCGCCCGGGGUGACAAAGACUUCCCCCCAGCGGCCGCCCAAGUGGCCCACCAGAAGCCCCACGCCUCCAUGGACAAGCACCCCUCCCCGAGACCCCAGAACAUUCAGCAGCCUCGCAAGUGAGGGGCCCUGGCUGGACCCCCCUCUGCCAGGCCCCCAGGAAGAGAGCCAGCAGGUGCGGCCAGCAGAGGGCGCUCCAGGACAGAGACCAAGCCCAGCACCCUCCCUCACCUUCUGCUUCCUGGCGCCACAUAGAAUCG